Symbiodinium natans is the source of this 1263-nucleotide messenger RNA. NCBI's taxonomy places the organism in Eukaryota, Dinophyceae, Suessiales, Symbiodiniaceae. The record is from the annotation of a GenBank genome assembly.
AUGCUCGGGGUUGUGGUGUACACCUUCGUCAUCCGCUUUGAGAGACACUGCGCCAGGGGCCACAAGAAGAUUCUGGAGGAUUUGGACCUAGUGGAGCGGACGCUUUGGCUCACCCACUUGCCCUGUGCCGACUCACAAACCCGUGAGCCUUUUUGCUUGCAAAACGACGAGGUGGAGCAGGUCGAGGCAGACCUUUGCGACAAGAUCAAGGUAGACCUGAGGGCGAAGAAGAAGAAGGACCCGGAGCUGUGGAGCGCCGUUGACCCGGAUGAAGCCAUCGAAGAGCUGUUCGUCACGCCUGUCGUCGACGAGUGGCACGCGGUGGUGAACAGGAUCAAGAAGUACGAGUACCUGUCACGGGAGUACCGGAAGAGACACUCCAAGUCAAAGAAGAUGCUUGGUGAGUUUUGUGCCUACAUCUUCGGAGAUCAGCGAGCUCAUCAGGAAGGAGUCCGAGGGCCUCUGCUCUCGAAGCUGUACAAACUGCCUGGCAAGUUCGGGCUAUGUCCCGAUUCGCUCCAGCCCGAUGACACCAUCCUGGCCAAGUUGGGUCGGAAAGCCAUGGAAGACCAGACAGGGUUCUGGGAUUCGGCGGGCGUGCUCACCUUUAUCAACGACAGGAACAUGCCGCUGGGCUCCUCCUCCAACGGUCCGAAUGCAGUGCUGGCCCGGUGUGCUGACGGCACAUAUGGCACUGUGGAGCACCCUAGGAUGAACCUCUUCUACGAAAGUGAGGAGAAGGUGCGGUUGCUUCUGAAUGGCUUCAUGAGUUUCCGCGCAGCCAGUGAGAAGGACAUCUUUGAGAUGUAUGUGGCCAAGCUUCAACAGCAUAGCCUGGGCGGAAGCAGCAGCUUCAAGUUGGAUCCAACAAAACCCGCCCUUCUGAAUGUGACGCUGCAAGCUCACUAUGUGAAGACAGUCAACCUCCUGCAGAAGGUUCUGGCGGCCAUGGAUGCGAGUGGGGGAUCUUUGGCACAGUAUGGCCUUCGAAUCAACUCCUACUGCCAGACGUGGCUUCGCAAUGGGCACCCUGUGGGCGAUGCACAGUUCAGUGUCAUGAGCCCACAUUUCCAGACGCGUGUCUUCGUGGAGUCUGCGGCCAAACUGACGGCAGCCGGGGUGACCAUCCCAGAGAAGGAGUCCUAUAUCAAGAUGAUCAAACAUUUCACCCAAGUGAUGAUCGAGAGUGGCUACGGCGGUCGUGAUGGUCAGGCCUUUGUGAACUUAGAUGGCUUACACGAGGUCUUGAAUGCAGGACUUUAA